Molecule: messenger RNA, 5717 nt
Organism: Hemibagrus wyckioides
Lineage: Eukaryota; Metazoa; Chordata; Actinopteri; Siluriformes; Bagridae
Gene: bmal2
Product: basic helix-loop-helix ARNT like 2
Exons: 17
Coding region: 264-2153 (629 amino acids)
Biological process (GO): regulation of transcription by RNA polymerase II
Cellular component (GO): nucleus; transcription regulator complex; aryl hydrocarbon receptor complex
Molecular function (GO): protein dimerization activity; DNA-binding transcription factor activity, RNA polymerase II-specific; RNA polymerase II cis-regulatory region sequence-specific DNA binding
Source: RefSeq, a predicted model, not a curated record
CCCCCCAUCAUCUCUUCGUGUCUCCAAGCUCUGCGUCCUGAUUCCACCGCGCGCCGGGUUUUACUCGGUUACAUGCUCGAGGCUGCCUCUUCCGACUAAAUUAGGUGACAGAAAAAAAAAUAAAAAAGUCAGUUACACAAAUCUUCGCUGCCCUCCCGCCUCCAUUCUCUCUCUCUGGACCCCCCCACCCUAUUCCAGCGUUUAUUACCGCCUACUCCUCCACAUGCAUCCGAGUGCUGGGCCCCGGCGUACCGGCUCCAGCCAUGUCGGCGAGCGAUGCAGCCGGUGACACAGCCUCCGGGGGAGAGACAGGAGAUGUGUUGGAGGAGGGUCUUCAGAGUCGAUCUCUCUCAGUUUCCAGUUUGGUGACCCCCACUUCAGCUGCUGGCUCGGCAUCCGGCAUGGAGCUGACCAGGAAACGCAAGGGCAGCACCGACAAGGAAACAAAAUCGGUGUCCGUGCUGGAUGAAGACAUGGAGGAUGAUCAGGAAAGGUCAGAAGGGGAUGAUCCACAUGUGAAAAUUAAGUGUUUCAGGGAACCUCACAGCCAAAUCGAGAAACGGAGGCGGGACAAGAUGAAUAACCUGAUCGACGAGCUGUCGGCCAUGAUUCCCACGUGUAACCCCAUGUCCCGCAAGCUCGACAAACUCACUGUGCUGCGUAUGGCUGUGCAACACCUCAAAUCCCUCAAAGGUGCAACCAGCUCCUUUGCCGAAGCCAACUACAAGCCUUCAUUCCUUCCUGAUGAUGAACUCAAGCACCUUGUUCUCAGGGCUGCGGAUGGAUUCCUGUUUGUGGUUGGAUGUGACAGAGGGAAGAUAGUAUUUGUUUCAGAGUCUGUUUCGAAGAUUCUGAACUACACUCGGCCAGAGCUGAUAGGCCAGAGUUUGUUUGAUUAUGUUCAUCCAAAGGACAUAGGAAAAGUAAAGGAGCAGCUCUCAGCCUCUGAACUGUACCCACGGGAACGCCUUAUAGACGCCAAAACGGGACUCCAGGUGCAAGCUGACCUGCCUGUAGGAGCCACUCGACUCUGUUCAGGAGCCCGCCGCUCUUUUUUCUGCCGAAUGAAGUGCAACAAAGUCGCUGUUAAAGAGGAAAAGGACUUCCAGGCCAGCUCAUCAAAAAAGAAAGAAUCGCAGCGUUAUUGCACCGUGCACUGCACCGGCUAUAUGCGCACUUGGCCCACCAGUCAGCUCGGAGCAGAGGGAGAGGCUGAGGCCGAUAAGGAGAGCUCACACUUCAGCUGCCUUGUAGCCGUGGGCCGCGUGCACCCUCAUACCAUCCCCCAGGCCAACGGAGAGGUCAAGGUCAAGCCCACAGAGUUCAUCACUCGCUGUGCCAUGGAUGGCAAAUUCACAUUUGUGGAUCAACGAGCCACCACUGUACUUGGAUAUCUACCACAGGAGCUGCUAGGCACUUCCUGCUAUGAAUAUUUUCAUCAAGACGAUUUGCCUCAUUUAGCAGACAGACACCGAAAAGUGUUGAGAAGUAAAGAAAAGAUCGAGACAAACUGCUACAAGUUCAAAACGAAAUACGGCUCUUUUGUCACCUUGCAAAGUCAGUGGUUUAGUUUUAUAAAUCCCUGGACCAAAGAAGUAGAAUAUAUAGUGUCAACAAACACAGUCAUAUCUGAUACGAGCAAUUCCAGCGGAUCAGGGGACAAGUCAGAACAGCCAAUAGAUUCCAAAGCUUCCGAAGAGGAUGCGAAGAAAUCCCUCCCCAUCAUCCCAGGUAUCUCGAAUGCAUCAGGCACCAUGAUUUAUGCUGGAAGCAUCGGAACACAAAUAGCUAAUGAGUUGCUGGAUUUUAACAGGAUGAACUCUUCCCCAUCUAGUGGCAAUGCCAGCCCCUUCAGUCUGCUGCAGGACAAAUCUCCACUGGUUCUCACUCAAGCCAGCAAUGUGCCAAACGGGGAGGUGACAGAAACACAUGUGCCCAGCAAGUCCAGCUCAGAGGAUGACUCGCGAAGUGGACCCUUUACCGGCAGUGAAAAUGUCAUGGAGGGACCGUCUCAGUUGGAUCUUGAAGGGGUUCCAGGGCUAGGAAGUCUAAGCAGCGACGAAGCCGCCAUGGCAGUCAUAAUGAGCCUGCUGGAAACUGACGCCAACCUGGGAGAGGGUGUGAACUUUGACGAGAUGCGCUGGUCUCUCUAACUUGUCCUUCCUUGAGUUUUAUUACGAUUUUUUUUUUGUUUUUUUGUAAACACCUUUUUAUUCCUUGGUGGAUAUUUAGUUUUUAAACACACUUUGUAUCCCUGGGCCCAAGAUCAUCCGCAUCAUGUCUUCGAACAAUUUUGAAUUGGCUGUGCGAGUCCUCUGACGUUCCCUCAGUGCAAGAGAAGUAGAGAUGAGUGCAGGAAGAGAGUCAUGGGUUUAUACCUUUAUCCUGUGUUCCCGGUGUAUUAUCUUCCAGAAGAAUGAAGAGCAGAAGAGUCUGCAUGCAAAGAAACUGCGUAUCUUAAGCAAUGACCAGAUUUUUAUUGGUCUUCAGCUGAGAGGAGAUGAAUCGGCUGUGUGUUCCUAUGCUGAGUGCAGCAUGUUUUCGUCAAGCCAUAAAACAUGUUCCCAAAUAGUUAGCUUUCAGUUAACAAACACAAAAUGGACCUUUUACAGGAUUCCUCCAUCCUUACAGGACUGAAACCUGAUAGUUAUUAUUCUCUUAGCUUUUGAACCCAAGCAUCAUGGAGGUAAAGAGGCAGGUUUGUGGUCAUUUGUCAAGCAAAAUGUUCUGAGUGAAUCAUACAGAAGCCCUGAAAUGCAAAUAAAUACAAGUGCCAUGUCAUUAUUGAAUUAAUUAAUACCUAAUUAUUUCACUUGUCAUUGAGUUAUUUUAACAUAUUACCCCCUUCAACAAUAUAUCAAUACGAUUAAUUUACUGAAUGUCAUACAGCAGUCAGAUCUCCUCUAUUAAUUUGGCAAGCGCCAUUGUGAGGUCUUUCUAUUUUGUAUAACAGCACAGCACUGGUAUAUUUCACUGUUUCUAUCACCCUGCUUGUCUAAAUUUGCCACGUGAAAUUCCCUGUGGCUGAAUCACAGUCGUCCUGAUAUUCAAUAUAACAACAUUCUAGCUUCAUUAUUUCAACAGAAUAAAGAACAAACCUUAUUUUAAAGACAUUGUUAUUUUGACUUAUUAUCGUCAUUAUGCUAAUCAUUUUUAGUGUGGUGUUUGGAUAUAUUUUUUUUUAUUUACAUAUUUUUAUUUUUUCCUUAUUUUUAUUUAAUUAUUCUGCUUUAAUCACUCAUUAUUUUCAGUUAUUUUUGUCAUAUUAUUUCUUCACACACACACAAACCCACAAGCUCUAAACAGAUUAUGGGGUAUGUGUGAAAAAAAUAUUAAAAAGGUUUGUUUAUUAAAUAUCGGCAUGUGAUACUUAUACCUUGUGCUGUUAGUAUUGCUUUAGUAGGAUUAAGCGAACAUGUGCACAUUGAAUAAUUUACGUAAGUGCUUUCAGGUAUGCUAAAGCAAACACUGCUAGUCAAACAGAAGAGCAGUAGGAGUCGAAGUAAUACGUUAUUAUGCUGUUGUUUCAAGAUAUUAUCUUGUUAAGUUGAAAUAACAAGGUAUUCAUUUAACAUAAUGACAUAGCAUGUUAACAUUUAUUUUUCACAGCUCGUGGUUCAGGGCUUCUAAAGAAAUUGGCAUGUGGGGCUAUUUUUGCUCUCGGAGAUGAUGAUGAUGAUGAUGAUUGUUUGCUUGUGUUUCAUUUGACCUUGAUUCAACCUCGAUCCACUUCUUAAUGAUGCUUAGAUGGAGUGAAAAGCUAGCUGAGUGGAUCUAAGCUGAGUAGAACAGUGAAGGAGCCAUAUUACAACCUCCCUUUUUCAGGAAGUUUCCUCUGAUAAGCUAUACAUCAUAUGUCACCAUAAAGCUUUGAAAACAUGAAGAUAUUUAUUGUUUUAUCCGAAUGAAUCCAGAACUCUCAGGGAGCAAAUGGCUGGGAAGUCGCCGCCCCCCCCCCCCCCCACACACACACACACACACAAACACACACACACACUCAUCUUGUGUAAUUUUCACCUAUUGGUCUUUUGACUUCCACUGGUGCACCAGGUUAGUGUAUAGAUUCUCUUCAUGCUUCAUACAUUUGCUAAUUAUUGCUUUUUUGUUUCUUUGUUUAAAAAAAACCACUCACAGGAAUCUUUUAUUUGCAAAGAAAGCUUGUUGAAAGCACAUUGAGCACAUUUAUAAACCUCAGAAGGCAGACUUUCUUCUCCCCGCUCUAAGCUUUCCAACAUUGCUCCCUUUUGGACACAGUGAAUUUCUAGACACUCUUCUGUACAUGUAGCCGAAUGUGACGAGUUAAUUAUGUGACAAUGAGCCAUUAUUAGUUAGCUGUUAUUCCUGUCAAGUUUGGUUUGAUAAACAAUUUAGAAAAAUCUUCUUUUCAAGUAUUAAUGGUGACAUAUUAAAUACAACAGCUGUUCAGAUACGAUAUUAAACAAUGUAAAGGGUCUAAUGGCCUUAUUUAAGGGCACUUUUGUUUGAUUCUGUGUACCGAUAUACCAAAGUUGUUUAAUCUGACAGGUUCUUGAUUGCUGUGUAUCGUCUUGUAACUGCUUUAUCAGUAUUUGUUUCAAACAGAUUGUACAAAAUCUAAUCCUUCGUACUGAACAUUAGAUACACCGCCUAGACUAGUACUUGAAGGUCCUGUUCCAUUUCCACUCUAAGGUUACAUGGCCACUGUAGGUUCUCCUCUAGGAGAACAGAUAUGACCACCAUGCCUGACGCCAUGACUUUUUAACACAUAAACAGAUGAUUAUCACAGAACACCUUUCCCUGUGAUAUUUGGUGGAAUAUGGAGGCUUGCCAUGACACCCAUUGAGGGUUUGGUUUGGUUAGUUGGGGGCCUUAAGCACAGGACAGCUGUUUCCUCGACCCACACAGUGAGCUGUGACAGAUGUGCCAUAUGUGAACGGCGAAAAUUAAUUUGUCUAAGAGUUGCUUUCUUCUUCUUCUUUUUUUUUUAGUAUCUACGUACUGUAUGCAUUCACCCCCUAGCAUAGGGUCACUGUCUUUCUGUUUAAAUACGUGCUAUAAGCACUGGCACUAAGCAAAAAAAAUUAAGAGUACUGUACUUAGUGUAGAACCACAGCCAUUACACCUACUACUACUACUACUACUACUACUACUACUUCAGUCACUAGUUUCAGUUUAUAUUCAAGUAGCCUGCAUAGAAAUAUGCUAGAUAUAUGUUGUUGAACUUCUAGUGAUAUUCAUGCAUGCUGGCCUUUUUGUGUUUAUUUUUGCUUGGGGUUUUUUUUACUGCAUUUUUUGUUAGUAUUGGAUAAAGGUAAUGUUUUGCCUUAUGUCAUGGACUCGAACGUUUUUGUCAUUCUGAUGUUUCUUCCUUGCUUAUGUCUUGGAGAGUGGUGAUUAGUUCACUGAAGACUGUUCCACUGGGGACACUCGUAGUUCCUCCAGUUCCUCCUUCCAUGAACUUCUUGCGAGCAGAAUGUGCAUGGACGUGAGACAUGAAUCACGCCGUACAAUUCUCUGAAAAAUAAAAGAAAAGGCUGUCGGAAAAGAAAAGGAUUUCAUCAAGACCACAUUCAAAUCAUCGUCGUCACCAUCUUCCUGUGUUUUCUAAGACACUUGAGUUGUUUGAUGCCAUGGCUGCUGCUGUGAACAGGCCUGGUUCAUGACAGAGAAAGCUGUCUCUAUCUAGGCUAUCAUGUACAAAUUGACUUAAAUAAAUAUUAGUUUAAUUUACAUUUGAA